AUGGAGAGUAGAAAGGCAACCCAAGGUAGCACAGGGGUAGAUGCCAUUCGAGGGAAACUAGUGGUGACGCUAAUUGACAUGGAUCUCAUCACAUUGCCAAAGGAGGUGGCUGCACCGGCGCCUCGCGAUGCACAAUAUAAACUUGCAGGAGCAAGAGGCGCCUCUAGUACUGGCAUAGGUCACACCCGAGACACUGGCGACAGUAGACAGAGUGCAGGAGGCAACGCUCACAAAGUCCAAUGCGAAGGAUGUGACGCGUGGAGGGUGACCCCAAAUCGCUCGUGGGAAAUGAUGCUGGUGCUGAGGGGCUGUCAGGUAGUACUAAGAAAUGCCUGGGCGCUGGCUG
Molecule: messenger RNA, 346 nt
Organism: Ilex paraguariensis (yerba mate)
Lineage: Eukaryota; Viridiplantae; Streptophyta; Magnoliopsida; Aquifoliales; Aquifoliaceae
Source: the annotation of a GenBank genome assembly